AUCUCAGAAGGAGAACUUUAAAAUAUGAAAAGCCUCUCUUCUCUACCGCAGGUGCAUUUGAACUUCUUACUGUUUCUCCAUCGCCUAGCAGAAGAAGCCAGGACAAAUGCUUUUGAGAACAAAAGUAAAAUAAUUAAAUCUGAGCAUGCUAUAGCUGCAGCAAAGGUUGUUUUAAAGAAAAGCAGAGGCUAAAAAAUGGAAUAAUGGAAUUUCAAAUCUUGGAUUUUUUUAAAUCUGUUCUUACUAACUUGAGAUCCUGUGAGCCAGCUUUUGCACUUGUGGAAGUAUUUACUUUUACUAAUGUUUAUCUCCUGACUGUCUCUGAGUAUCCUGCUAUUUCUUUAAAAAAAAAAAAAAGUUUUCAUACACUUCAUAUAUAAUUUUAAAAUGUGUGUCAUUUAUAAGUACCAUAAGUAAUAGUAACUUUUCAUAUAAAUCUUUUGAUGUACCUUAUUUCUUCCAACAAAAUUUAGGGAUACCUUUGCUAUACUCACUCAAGUACAAUAUGUCAUUUUUUAAUCUAGUGUUAUAUAUUUGAAGCAUUUUAAGGAGAACAAUAAUAAAAGUGCAGGCUUCACUUAAUCCAUUAUAGAUUAUGCUGUUCAGAACAUAUUUACUAGCUAAGCAAAAUGCUAACUUUCAAAAGAAGUGCUGUAGAACCUAGUGUAUUAAAUGACUUGACUUUGAUUUGUUUAUAAAUGUCUUAAUAUUUUUAAUUCACUUUGAAAAGUAGGCUAAAAUUUCUGUGCUUUGGUGAAUGGAAACAUAUUCUGUAUUUCUAAACCAAGCUCUCAUCUGUUAAGCUGACCUGCUCUUUGAUGUGGUAUGUGAGACAACUUGGCGGUCUUAAUUCAGUUGGUGUGGACAGAUGCACAUUAUAAAAAAUAUUUGACACAGCUGAUGGUUUUUGAAGUUAGAUUCUGUAGAAAUAAUGAAGAUAAGUUGGCAUGCACGCUGAGCUACUUUCUCCCCUGUUUUGAGCGUCAUCCUAGCUUGUAGAAGCAUCGAAAUGUACAUUAGAUAAAAACAUCUUUAAUUGAAAUUGUAUUCUAUUGCUAAUCUGAUAUUUUUAAAUAAAACAUUGCUAAAAGCUUCACUUGACAGAUCUUUUAAUAAAGGUACAAUUGAAUCUUAUUGUUUGAGCUGAUAACACUAUUUUGUGGAAUGUGUAGUAGCUGAUGCUUCAUAUCAGUGAGCUAUUCUUAAAAUAAAACAAAAAUUGUAAAACAUCA
This is a messenger RNA of Struthio camelus australis, 1232 nucleotides long. The record is from RefSeq and is a predicted model, not a curated record. NCBI's taxonomy places the organism in Eukaryota, Metazoa, Chordata, Aves, Struthioniformes, Struthionidae.